This is a messenger RNA of Mastomys coucha (southern multimammate mouse), 2281 nucleotides long. RefSeq names its product beta-galactosidase-1-like protein 2. Gene Ontology annotation, molecular function: beta-galactosidase activity. The transcript has 21 exons. Gene Ontology annotation, cellular component: vacuole. The record is from RefSeq and is a predicted model, not a curated record. NCBI's taxonomy places the organism in Eukaryota, Metazoa, Chordata, Mammalia, Rodentia, Muridae. Gene Ontology annotation, biological process: carbohydrate metabolic process. Bases 75 to 1982 code for a protein of 635 amino acids.
CAGUGCUUGGGAAAGGCUCGCAGUGCCGUGGCUGCUGGCUGACAGCGACUAACUUCGAGAAGAGAUCAGUCCACAUGUGGGCCUUCCUGGGGAGAUCUGAAUGCAUUCUGUGUCUGUCUUCAGCCUUGUGCGCGAUGGCUCUGCUCAGCAAUGACCAGUUACCCAGGCUUAAUCAAACUCACUUGACCCCCUUGUUGCUGAAAAUCCGAAAAGUAGGUUUAGAAGUCAAUGGCUCGCAAUUCACACUGGAAGGCUUUCCAUUCCGGAUCAUAUCUGGCACUAUAGACUACUUCCGGAUACCUAGGAACUCAUGGAGACUCAGCUUGAGUAAGAUGCAGGCCUGUGGCUUCAAUACUCUUACCACGCAUGUUCCUUGGAACCUCCACGAGCCAGCAGUGGGCCAGUUUUAUUUCAUUGAAAACGUGGACCUCUUAGCUUUUAUCUCCAUGGCUUCGGAGAUGGGACUCUGGGUCAUUCUGUGUCCAGGCCCCUACAUUGGCAGUGAUUUGGACCUUGGAGGCUUGCCCAGCUGGUUACUUAAGGAUCCAAAAAUGAAAUUACGGACAACUUACAAGGGAUUUACUAAAGCAAUGAAUCGGUAUUUCGACUAUCUGAUUCCCCGGAUAGCAAAAUUCCAGUAUAAAAAAGGAGGCCCCAUCAUUGCUGUGCAAGUCGAGAAUGAAUAUGGUUCUUACUAUAUGGAUAAGAAAUACAUGGCGUAUGUGAAAAAGGCUUUAGUGUCAAGAGGGAUCAAUGAGCUGCUCAUGACUGCAGAUGAUGGUGCGAAUCUAAAAAAGGGCCAUUUGGAAAACGUGCUGGUCACUCUCCACAUGAAGAAUAUAAAGAAAGAAACAUAUGAAGACCUCAGAUCUAUUCAGGGUAGAAGCCCUAUUCUGAUGAUGGUAUAUACAGCCAACUCUUUUGACACAUGGGGAGCUCUUCACCAGGUUGGAGAUCCACAAAUACUGAUGAAGAAUGUACGUGAGAUAUUCAACCUUGGGUUCUCCCUCAACUUCUACAUGUUCCAAGGUGGCACCAACUUUGGCUUAAUUGGUGGAUCUGAGUCUUCAGAGGGUCACACGCCUGUAGUAACCAGUUAUGACUACAGUGGACUGGUGUCAGAAGGUGGAGGUUAUACACCUGAGUACCAGGAAUUUCAGCAUUUUUUCCAUUCUGUUAUAGAUUUUCAGUUGUCCGUUCAACCAAAAGCUACACUGAUGUUUGCCUAUCAGCCAGUGAUGUUGUUACAUUUCAUGACCCUGUGGGAAGUCCUGCCCUAUCUGGUCAAGACAACCAAGUCUUCCAAGCCACUAUCCAUGGAGCAGCUGCCUGUGAAUGAAGGGAAUGGCCAGGCCUUUGGCUAUAUAAUUUAUGAAACCAAAAUCUUCCAUGGAGGCCUCCUCUCAUCAAGGGGUCAUAUUCAUGACCGGGGACAGGUGUUUUUGGAUAACAACUCUGUAGGACUCCUGGAUGAAUCCAACAAUGAGCUGCUUCUUUUCAAAGAUCUCUCCAAGAAAACCCAGAUUCUGAGGAUCCUGGUAGAGAACCAAGGCCGACUCACUUCUGGGCAGGAUAUCAACAAGGAGAGAAAAGGUUUAACUGGAGACAUCUAUCUAGACAAGUCUCCACUAAGACUAUUUAAAAUCUACAGCCUGGAAAUGAAAAAAUAUUUCAUACAAAGGGAAUUUCCUAAGUUCUGGAAAACAGUGACAAGCCCUGUCCAGGGCCCUGCCUUUUUCCUCAGUCACUUCAAAGCUGGAGAUCCUCCAAAGGAUACCUUCAUUAAAAUACAGGGUUGGGGAAAAGGUGUCAUAUCCAUCAAUGGAAGGAGCCUAGGACGAUACUGGAACAUUGGCCCCCAGGACACCAUCUAUGUCCCUGGCUCCUGGCUUCAUCCUGGAGUUAAUCAGAUCAUAAUGUUUGAGGAAUUGAGAGGUGGUGUACAGAUUCACUUCACAAACAAGGCUCAUCUAGGACAUUGACUCUCAAGAAAUGUGAUAUAAGCUAGAAGAUAGACAGCUGAAUCCCAUCUGCAGUGGUACUGGGAGUAAUCCAUCAGUCCUGACCCAUAGGUGCAUCUACACUGGCUUCAUUUUCUACCCAUGCCAGGCUUGGUUCCAUUUUCUACCUCCUCACUUGAUGGCAAACCAGCUUUUGACUCGUUAGCUCACCUGUUUCUGAUGCUUAAAACAAAAUGGGCUUUACUCUUACACUUUCUUUGUCAUGUUUCUUCUGUUAAAAGCUCUUUGACCAGCAAAUAAAAUUUUGGGGAAAAAAAGCA